AUGAGACCUGUUGUAUCCACUGGUAAGGCAUGGUGUUGUACCGUUCUAUCGGCAUUUGGUGUAGUUAUUCUUUCUGUCAUUGCUCAUCUCUUCAACACUAGCCAUGAAUCCUUUGUAGGAUCAAUAAAUGACCCUGAAGAUGGACCUGCUGUUGCACAUACUGUUUAUUUGGCUGCCUUGGUAUACCUGGUGUUUUUCGUAUUCUGUGGGUUCCAAGUUUACUUAGCCAGAAGAAAACCUUCGAUCGAGUUGCGUUAG
Molecule: messenger RNA, 258 nt
Organism: Saccharomyces paradoxus
Lineage: Eukaryota; Fungi; Ascomycota; Saccharomycetes; Saccharomycetales; Saccharomycetaceae
Exons: 2
Coding region: 1-258 (85 amino acids)
Molecular function (GO): RNA endonuclease activity
Source: RefSeq, a predicted model, not a curated record